This is a messenger RNA of Gavialis gangeticus (Gharial), 3349 nucleotides long. It is a transcript of the gene GRIA2, whose product is annotated as glutamate ionotropic receptor AMPA type subunit 2. The record is from RefSeq and is a predicted model, not a curated record. The transcript is spliced from 15 exons. Gene Ontology annotation, molecular function: AMPA glutamate receptor activity; transmitter-gated monoatomic ion channel activity involved in regulation of postsynaptic membrane potential. Lineage: Eukaryota; Metazoa; Chordata; Crocodylia; Gavialidae. Gene Ontology annotation, biological process: monoatomic ion transport; synaptic transmission, glutamatergic; modulation of chemical synaptic transmission. Bases 87 to 2651 code for a protein of 854 amino acids. Gene Ontology annotation, cellular component: dendritic spine; AMPA glutamate receptor complex; postsynaptic membrane.
GACGGGCUGGCGCGGUGUGCCGUGUGCCCGCAGGGGGGCUCUUCCCGAGGGGCGCCGAUCAGGAGUACAGCGCAUUCCGGGUAGGCAUGGUCCAGUUCUCCACCUCGGAGUUCAGGCUGACGCCCCACAUCGACAACCUGGAGGUGGCCAACAGCUUCGCCGUCACCAACGCUUUCUGCUCCCAGUUUUCAAGAGGAGUCUUUGCUAUUUUUGGAUUCUAUGACAAGAAGUCUGUAAAUACCAUAACCUCAUUUUGUGGGACUCUGCACGUCUCCUUCAUAACUCCAAGUUUCCCAACAGAUGGAACACACCCAUUUGUCAUUCAGAUGAGACCCGACCUCAAGGGAGCUCUUCUUAGUUUGAUUGAAUACUAUCAGUGGAACAAGUUUGCAUAUUUAUAUGACAGUGACAGAGGCUUAUCAACCCUGCAAGCUGUAUUGGAUUCUGCAGCUGAAAAGAAAUGGCAAGUAACUGCUAUCAAUGUAGGAAAUAUUAACAAUGACAGAAAAGAUGAGACUUACCGUUCCCUGUUUCAAGAUCUGGAGGUGAAAAAGGAAAGACGAGUGAUUCUGGACUGUGAGAGGGAUAAAGUCAAUGACAUAGUUGAUCAGGUUAUUACAAUUGGUAAGCACGUAAAAGGUUACCAUUACAUCAUUGCGAAUCUGGGAUUUACUGAUGGAGAUCUAUCAAAAAUUCAGUUUGGAGGAGCUAAUGUCUCAGGAUUUCAGAUAGUAGACUAUGAUGAUCCGUUGGUGUCAAAAUUUAUACAGCGCUGGUCAACCCUAGAGGAAAAAGAAUAUCCAGGAGCUCACACCAGUACAAUUAAGUAUACAUCUGCUUUGACCUAUGAUGCUGUCCAAGUAAUGACUGAAGCUUUCCGUAAUCUACGUAAACAGAGAAUUGAGAUCUCCAGAAGAGGAAAUGCUGGAGACUGCCUUGCAAAUCCAGCAGUGCCCUGGGGUCAUGGUGUAGAAAUAGAAAGGGCAUUAAAGCAGGUUCAAGUGGAAGGUCUAACAGGAAAUAUAAAAUUUGACCAGAAUGGAAAGAGAAUUAAUUAUACUAUAAACAUCAUGGAGCUCAAAAGUACAGGUCCCCGUAAGAUUGGAUACUGGAGUGAAGUGGACAAAAUGGUUGUGAAUCCCAUUGAUGGUCCUCUUGGAAAUGAAUCUUCGGGACUAGAGAACAAGACUAUUAUUGUCACCACUAUCUUGGAAUCCCCAUAUGUCAUGAUGAAGAAAAAUCAUGAGAUGCUUGAAGGAAAUGAACGGUAUGAAGGCUACUGUGUGGACUUAGCUUCAGAAAUUGCUAAGCAUUGUGGCUUCAAGUACAAGCUCACAAUAGUUGGAGAUGGCAAGUAUGGGGCAAGGGACGCAGACACGAAAAUCUGGAAUGGGAUGGUUGGCGAGCUUGUUUAUGGGAAAGCCGAUAUUGCAAUUGCUCCAUUAACUAUAACACUGGUGAGAGAAGAGGUGAUUGACUUCUCAAAGCCCUUUAUGAGCCUCGGGAUAUCAAUAAUGAUCAAGAAGCCUCAGAAGUCCAAGCCCGGAGUGUUUUCAUUUCUUGAUCCCUUAGCAUAUGAGAUAUGGAUGUGCAUUGUUUUUGCCUACAUUGGGGUCAGUGUAGUUUUAUUCCUGGUCAGCAGAUUUAGCCCAUACGAGUGGCACACUGAGGAGUUUGAAGAUGGAAGAGAAACACAAAGUAAUGAAUCAACUAAUGAAUUUGGGAUAUUUAAUAGUCUCUGGUUUUCCCUUGGUGCCUUUAUGCAGCAAGGAUGCGAUAUUUCGCCAAGAUCCCUGUCUGGGCGCAUUGUUGGAGGUGUAUGGUGGUUCUUUACCCUGAUCAUAAUCUCCUCCUACACGGCUAACUUAGCUGCAUUCCUGACGGUUGAAAGGAUGGUGUCUCCCAUUGAAAGCGCAGAGGAUCUGUCUAAGCAAACAGAAAUUGCUUAUGGGACAUUAGAUUCUGGCUCUACCAAAGAGUUUUUUAGGAGAUCUAAAAUUGCAGUGUUUGAUAAAAUGUGGACAUAUAUGAAAAGUGCAGAGCCAUCUGUGUUUGUGAGGACUACAGCAGAAGGGGUAUCCCGGGUACGGAAGUCCAAAGGAAAAUAUGCCUACUUGCUGGAGUCAACCAUGAAUGAGUACAUCGAACAAAGGAAACCGUGUGACACCAUGAAAGUUGGUGGGAAUUUGGAUUCCAAAGGCUACGGCAUCGCCACACCUAAAGGAUCCUCAUUAAGAAAUGCGGUUAACCUCGCAGUACUAAAACUGAAUGAACAAGGCCUGUUGGACAAAUUGAAAAACAAAUGGUGGUACGACAAAGGAGAGUGCGGCAGCGGGGGAGGUGAUUCCAAGGAGAAGACCAGUGCCCUCAGUCUGAGCAACGUCGCUGGAGUCUUCUACAUUCUCGUCGGGGGACUUGGUUUGGCAAUGCUCGUGGCUUUGAUUGAGUUCUGUUACAAGUCCAGAGCCGAGGCGAAACGAAUGAAGAUGACCUUGAAUGAUGCCAUGAGGAGCAAGGCAAGGCUGUCAAUUACAGGAAGUACUGGAGAAAAUGGACGUGUUAUGACUCCAGAAUUUCCAAAAGCAGUGCAUGCAGUACCUUAUGUGAGUCCUGGCAUGGGAAUGAAUGUCAGUGUGACUGAUCUCUCGUGAUUGAUAAGAACCUUUUGAGUGCCUUACACAAUGGUUUUCUUGUGCGUUUAUUGUCAAAGUGGUGAGAGGCAUCCAGUAUCUUGAAGACUUUCCUUUCAGCCAAGAAUUCUUUUCUUUGUGGAGUUCAUCUUGAAUUGUAAUGAAUGCUUAGUACAAAACACAAUACCAUUUUCUACACAAGUUCAAGAUGAAGCUUGACUGACAUGCACAGCUAACAUGGAAGUACUGUAAUCUAACUGAAGUCGUUGUACAGGCAACACACCAGUUUCUGCAGCCACCGUUUGUCCCUUGGUUCAUACUGACUUAAGCACACUUGACAUCAAUUGCAUCAAGAUGUGACAUGUUUUAUAAGAAAAAAAAAACAUUUAAAAUGAAAAAAAAUAUUUUUAGGUAUUUUCACAAACAAACUGGCUUUUAAAUAAAAUUUGCUUCCAUAAUGGUUGAAUAUGACAAAAACAAAAGAAUUUAAACUCUGGGGAAGUGGAAAAGCAAAGAGGCUUAAGGCAUCAGUUCCAUAUUUUUCAAAGCCAAAUAUGUAAAUGCUGAGGAGAGAAAAAAUAAAUUAAAGGUUCAAAUCUUGUAAUUUAAUAUUGUUAUUAAAAUGUUACUGUAUAUCCUAUUCUUUAACAUUUGGUGUUAAUAUCAAAUUACUUGGCAAUGCUUGACAUUUGAAAUAAACUUUUUUCUAUGGUUUUAUU